UUCGGGGGGCGGCCGUGCCGGUUUUGGGGAUCCCUGAGGGGACUUUGGGAUAAUUUUGGGAUCCCUGUGGGAAUUUCGAGACUCUCAAAGGGAUUUUGAAUUUUUGGGGAAUUUUAGAGUGGCCCUGGUAGAGGGGCGAGUGUACCCUUGGACCCUCUAUUUAGGGAGCUGCGCUGGGGGUACCCUCACAACACCGCCCAUCUCCCACAGCUUCCCUUUUCUUCGCGAUAUCCCUGGAUUCGGAGUUUUCUGGGAAUUCUCCCCUGGUGGUUCUUCAUCCUGGAAGCUCGGAAAAACAAUCUCUAAUCCACAAAAUACUUAUAAAAGGAUACCUGCAAUUUCACCUAAUUCCCACAGCCCCCCAGAAUCCAUGGAUUCUCUCCUUCUCCUCUGCGCCCGCCGCAUCGUCGCCCAGCGCCCUCUUCCUGCCCUUCCUGCCGAUCUCUAUCCCGUCCUUUUCCAAGCGGCAUUCCUGGAUGGAAAACCCCUGGUUCUGCAGGAUUUGGUGGCUACUUGGCCUUUCCCAGUGCUAAACUUGCAGCGGCUUGUGGGGCGCCGGGAGUUGCUCCCGGGUCAUACCUGCUUCAAAUCUGUCAAGGCCGUCAUCCAGGCUGUGGUGGCACAGCUCUGCCGGGAGCUGGAAAAGCCCGGCAGCCAUUCCAGCCUGCGCGUGCUGGACAUGACCAUGCUCCCAGAUUCUGAGUUCUGCCACACUCCCACUGGGAUGAAAACCUGGUGCUCCACCAGGGACUUGGCCGAGGCUUGCGUGGAGGUGUUCAAGCACCAGCAGGAAUUCCAGAGGUGCAGAUCCAAGCACGACAAAGCCUGCUCUGGAGCUGACAUGGCCACGGCAGCUCUGCAGUGUCCGGGUGUGGACAUCUGUGCCGACCUGUCCGUCAUUAGAUGGUCCUACAGGAUGCUGCGCGAUGCGCUCCAGAUCGGAGCCGCCGGCCUGCUGCGCCUCAAGUGCCGUGAAUUCCAAGUAGAAAACAUUUCGGCACCCGAGAUUGUGACUUUGUUGAAAUCUCUGGAUCCAUCCUGUCUGCGGAGGGUGGAUCUGUGCUGCAACUAUUUCGGAUUGACCGGGCUCUCGGUGAUCCUGCCACACCUCUCGCGCUUCCCGGAGCUGCGCAGCCUCAAGCUGCAGGACAACUGGCUGGACGUGCGGCAUCUGACGCCGAAAUCAGGAGUGACAAUGCGCUGCGUGGCCCAGCAGCUGGGAAUGCUGCCCAGCCUCCGGGAGCUCAACCUGGCAAUUUCCCGCCUCUCUGGGAAUCUGCACCAGAUCCUCUGUGACCUCCAGGCUCCAUUGGAAAGCUUGGAGUUGCCCUUCUGCUACCUCCUUCCCGCUGACCUCGCCUUCCUCUCCCAAAGCAUCCACCCACCGGCACUCAAAAGGUUGGAUCUGAGUGGCCACGACAUCUCCCAAGGCCUCCUGGAGCCGCUCCAGCUGCUCCUGGAGAAAACCUCGGCCUCGCUGCUGUACCUGGAUCUCACAGAUUGCCACAUGACCGACUCCCACCUGAACGCGCUGCUCCCGACGCUCCUGCGCUGCUCCCGCCUGCGCUUCCUGGGACUCCGCAUCAAUCCCCUGUCCCUGGCCGCACUCAAGGAUCUGCUCCAGAAAACCUUGGAGCUGCCAGAUCUCCACGUGGUCGUGUAUCCUGUCCCCAAGGACUGUUGCAAGAGAGCGCUGCCGGGAUUCGUUAGUAAUUUUGUCAUUGAUCGGGAGCUUUUGUCGGCAGCCACUGCGGAGAUUUCCCAGCUGCUCGCAAAUUCUUGGAGAACUGACCUUGACUGGACUUGCGCUCCUGUAGGCUGCAAAGCCAUGGACUACUUCUUGUUGUGAUUUGGGAAAACCUCGGAUGCGGGAAAAGCUCGGAGCCACCAUCACGGAAAAGGUCUGCCGCCUCCUUACUGAAAUCCGGGGGUUUUCCGCCUCAUCCCGGUGCUUUUCUGCCUCAUUCCAGUGUUUUUUUCCUUUCAUUUCCAUGCUUUUCUGCCUGCUUUUGUUAGUUUUCCGCCUCAUCCUGAUGUUUUUCCACGUGUCCUGGUUUAGGGCAAAUUUGGGGAAAACUUCUGGAAGGAGCCCC
Molecule: messenger RNA, 2093 nt
Organism: Oenanthe melanoleuca
Lineage: Eukaryota; Metazoa; Chordata; Aves; Passeriformes; Muscicapidae
Product: leucine-rich repeat-containing protein 14-like
Exons: 4
Coding region: 371-1849 (492 amino acids)
Cellular component (GO): cytoplasm
Source: RefSeq, a predicted model, not a curated record